GACAAGUCUCGCACAAAACAAGCAAACUUUGAUUGACAUUUCAAUUAAAUUAUAGCCAAACUCGUUGCCGAGAUGUUUCGCCUGCAGAAACUCUUGCUGGCCGAGUACGAGGAGAUCUACGAGCCGCUGCUGGUGGAGAAUCCCAUUGUCCUGGUGGAUGUCCAUGGCAUUGGCCUGCGCCAAUACCAAAUGGGACUCACCUGCAACCAUCUGCUCUUUGGCUGCGACAAAAUUGUAGAGUCUAGCAGAAGGUGGUCUUGGCUCCUGGCCAAGGGUCUGGACUAUGAGAUCGAGUCCUUCGAGCUGGCCUGCAUCCUGCCGCUGCAGUUCCUUCGCUUCCACUUCUACCGCAAGAGCAAUCGUUACCUCAUGAUGGUCACCGCUGUCCAGCCAUCGGGUCAGCCUGUGAUGUCCAAGGAGCAGCCCAUGAUCUUUGAGUUCGGUGGACAUCGUUACAAGCAACACUACUGGCACACCUGGCGCGAGCGAGUGGCCUCCAUUCGGGUGAUGCAGUCGGGCUAUAAUCAGAUCACCGGAGCCUCGCCCUUCUCCAGCACCGAUGUCCAGCUGGAGGAUGAGAUCAUAACGGUGGCCCAGGUGCAUCGAGGCUUCCUCACACCGUCCUUGUGUAGUUCCGUCUGUCGCCUGGGUGUCUGAGUUCCCUUAAGCGGCUUUCCUUAGCUCCAAGUUUCCAAGUAUUUUCCAUUAACAGAUUGAAUCCCAAGCUUCGAUUGGGCUUGAUUUUGGGUCAGCCGUCCUGUUUAUUUAUUUAUAUUAAAAGCUUAGGUAGUUA
Drosophila serrata is the source of this 793-nucleotide messenger RNA. RefSeq lists its product as uncharacterized. The record is from RefSeq and is a predicted model, not a curated record. NCBI's taxonomy places the organism in Eukaryota, Metazoa, Arthropoda, Insecta, Diptera, Drosophilidae.